Molecule: messenger RNA, 1955 nt
Organism: Cajanus cajan (pigeon pea)
Lineage: Eukaryota; Viridiplantae; Streptophyta; Magnoliopsida; Fabales; Fabaceae
Product: polyphenol oxidase, chloroplastic
Biological process (GO): pigment biosynthetic process
Molecular function (GO): catechol oxidase activity
Source: RefSeq, a predicted model, not a curated record
AUGGCUUCCCUAUACCCUCCACCCUUUUUCGUUUCGACCAAUGCUUCCUCCCCAGCCACUAGAACCCACCAUUGUACCCCUUCUUCCAUACCCUUAUUUAGAAAUCACAAGUCCAAUGCAAAACCAAGCCAAUACCACGUUUCCAAAGUGCCAUGCAAAGCCACAAAAAGUGGUGACCCUGAAAACCAAUCAAUAAAAAACAUAAACAAAGACAAAGACACACAAGAAGAUGCCAUAAACCUUGGCAUGUUGGACAGAAGAAACGUCCUCAUUGGCCUAGGAGGCCUUUAUGGUGCCCUUAGCAAUGGUCCAUUGUCCCUUGCGGCCCCUAUCUCCCCUCCAGACCUCACCAAGUGUGGUCCACCUGACCUUCCCUCUGGCGCCAAACCAACCAAUUGUUGCCCUCCAAUUUCCUCAAACAUCAUAGACUUCACACUUCCUAUGAACCCUAAAGUUAAGGUUAGACCCGCUGCACACUUGGUAGAUGCCACUUACCUCCAAAAUUACAAAGAAGCCCUUCGUCGCAUGAAAGCUCUCCCUCCCAACGACCCUCGCAACUUCACUCAACAAGCCAACAUCCAUUGUGCUUAUUGUGAUGGUGCAUAUCACCAAGUAGGGUUCCCUGACCUAGACUUCCAAGUUCAUAACUCGUGGCUCUUCUUCCCCUUCCACCGUUGGUACCUCUACUUCCAUGAGAAAAUUUUGGGAAGCUUGAUCAAAGACCUUGACCCAAAUUUUGCCCUACCCUUUUGGAACUGGGACUCCCCCAAUGGCAUGCCAAUGCCCGCCAUGUACACUGAUCCCAACUCACCACUCUAUGACUCCCUCCGAAACGCAAAUCAUAAACCACCAAAACCCGUUGACCUUGACUACAACGGCAUUGAAGACCGAACCUCAACUCAACAACAAGUAUCAACCAAUCUCAACAUCAUGUACCGGCAACUUGUGUCAAGUUCAAAGACUCCAUCACUCUUCUUUGGUAGUGCUUACCGUGCAGGAGAGGAUAGCGAUCCUGGUGGUGGCAUUGUGGAGAAUAUUCCUCAUGGUCCUGUUCAUGUAUGGACUGGUGAUAACACACAACCUAAUUUAGAGGACAUGGGAACUCUCUAUUCUGCUGCCAGAGACCCCAUUUUCUUUUGUCACCAUUCCAACAUUGAUAGGAUGUGGUCUAUAUGGAAAACGCUUGGUGGGAAGAGAAGUGAUAUCAAAGACCCUGAUUGGUUGGAAUCAGGGUUUCUCUUCUACGACGAGAACAAGAACCUAGUUCGUGUGAAGGUCAAAGAUUGUCUUGAUACUAGAAGGCUUGGUUACGUUUACCAAGAUGUUGAUAUUCCGUGGUUAGAAGCUAAACCUACGCCACGAAUUCGAAGAGCAAUUGCCAAGAGGUUUGGUGCUGGUGCAGCACUGGCUGCUGAGACUUCGAAUUCCAAAGAAAGAACCAAGUUUCCUGUGGUUUUGGAUUCGAGUGUGAGUGUUGUUGUGAAGAGGCCAAGGAAGGGAAGGAAUAAGAAGGAAAAGGAAGAGGAAGAAGAGGUGUUGGUGAUAGAAGGGAUAGAAUUUGAGAGGGAUUUGGGGGUGAAGUUUGAUGUGUAUAUAAAUGAUGAAGAUGAUGUGGAGGGUGGACCAAGCAAGAGUGAGUUUGCGGGAAGCUUUGUGAGUGUGCCUCAUAAGCAUAAGCACAAUAACGCGAAGAUGAAGACUAAGUUGAGGCUUGGAAUAUCGGAGUUGUUGGAGGAUUUGGGUGCUGAAGAUGAUGAGCAUGUGGUGGUCACUUUGGUGCCCAAGUUUGGGAAAGGGCAUGUCAUCGUUGGAGGGAUCAAGAUAGAGUUUCACAACUGAUCACGACCUUGGAUUUUAAAAGUUUGAAUAUAAUAAACAACUGUUGGGGGGUUUUUCACCAGUAAUUCAGGUUUGGAUGCUUUCAUUGAAAUAGUAGUGUGAAAAAAAUUAUUGUC